This is a messenger RNA of Penicillium roqueforti, 1137 nucleotides long. RefSeq names its product putative integral membrane protein. The record is from RefSeq and is a predicted model, not a curated record. NCBI's taxonomy places the organism in Eukaryota, Fungi, Ascomycota, Eurotiomycetes, Eurotiales, Aspergillaceae. The coding region runs from base 1 to 1137 and encodes 378 amino acids. The transcript is spliced from 3 exons.
AUGGUCGUUACCUUCCCUAUAGAGACGCCAGCCCAAAGGCAGGUCUUGGGCGUGGCUAUCGCUUUCUCUAUCCUCUCUGUGGCAGCAGUAUGUCUGCGACUGCUAUCUCACCAUCUUGCGCGUAAAAAAUGGACAUUGAGUGACUAUUUGAUAAUUGCCGCCGGUAUUUUAGCCGUCGGUCUCCAGUCCAUUAGCAUCACCGGCGUAAUACAAGCAGGCAUCGGCUACGGCCAUGUCAUUACAAUUGCGGGCACAUAUGGAACCGAGCCUAUCACCAAACUCCUUCAGCUGAUCGUCCCAUUGCAAUUUCUCUGGGUUCUGAGUCUCAGCUGUACAAAGAUUUCCAUAUUAUCCUUAUAUCUUAGCAUCUUCCCCGUCACUUGGGUCGUGCGAAUCUCUUGGAUAACAAUGGGUGUGAUUGUAGCCUGGACUAUUGGGACAAUCCUGGCUGGAUGUCUGAUAUGUCGGCCCUUCGCUUUCAACUGGGACCAGACUAUUCCCGGAGGAUCGUGUGGUAACCAGGUUACCUCAUUCACGGUGACCGGAGUUAUCAAUCUUAUUACCGAUAUUGUUGUGCUGGUGACACCUAUGCCCCUGCUAUAUAAGUUGCAAAUGGCUAGGUAUAAGAAAGUGACGUUUAUCACAAUCUUCGGACUGGGAGGCGUCACAUGUAUUAUCAGCAUCCUUCGUAUCUCCAUGCUCUCCACAAUGGACUUCACCGACAUCACCUACUCGAUUCCCCGUGCCAACAUCUUCAGUGGUCUGGAGCCUUGUCUCGCCGUCAUCCUCGCUUCGAUCCCUAUGAUGCGGCCCCUCCUAGGGCGUUCAACAUACACCCCCGAGGUAACAGCCCACCCGUCAAAAAAGUCUUCGCCCCCAUCUGGAAGGUCUAGGUCUGCUGGCGAUAGUGAGUUCCGGCCGCUUCAGGAUGACUCGAGUGAGCUGUGUUUACGGCCAAUCGGGCCAAAGCAUGAGGUCAGCAUCGCAGUUCAAACCCUCCCAGAGACGAGAGGGAUACCCCGUGGAAGCGAGGACUCCUUCGAAGCCGGAGAGAGCAGGGGUAUGGAUCAGAUGCAGAAAGGAGGCUGGAUUAUUUCAGUAAAGCAAGAAUGGGCUGUGUUGCAUGGGCGGAAGUAA